AUGAGUCUUACUCCUGAAGUCCUGACAGCCGACUUCAAGAUCGCCGCUGUCGGUCUAUUGGUCGCUGGCCAAUGGUUCCCAAAGCACGCCAACAAAGACCAUAUCCCAACAGGGGAGUAUCCACUACUCCUCGUGACAGGAGGAGUUUUGGAUAAAAACCCAAUGCCGUCGUACUCGUCGCUGUCUGCUGCAAAGUCCGCGUCGCAGAACCUGACAGAUCAGUUCUCUCAAGUUCUAACUAGCGAGCAUAAUAUUUUAGUAGGACAGCCAUUGGUGGUUCAGCCUAUAAUCCCCAACCAAGAAGGAGGAUGGCUGACUAAGUUAGAUCCUGAGGUUAUUGUGAAGGAAGUCUUUCUGCCGUUUUUGGAGGCAAGAGAGUCUAUAGGGGUGAAUGUCGAGGGGAUUAAGGGAUGGAUCAGAGACCGAGUGUGGUGA
Pseudogymnoascus verrucosus is the source of this 435-nucleotide messenger RNA. RefSeq lists its product as uncharacterized. The transcript has a single exon. NCBI's taxonomy places the organism in Eukaryota, Fungi, Ascomycota, Leotiomycetes, Thelebolales, Thelebolaceae. Bases 1 to 435 code for a protein of 144 amino acids. The record is from RefSeq and is a predicted model, not a curated record.